This is a messenger RNA of Ruditapes philippinarum (Manila clam), 2475 nucleotides long. RefSeq names its product receptor-type tyrosine-protein phosphatase C-like. Gene Ontology annotation, biological process: protein dephosphorylation. The transcript has 7 exons. Gene Ontology annotation, molecular function: protein tyrosine phosphatase activity. Lineage: Eukaryota; Metazoa; Mollusca; Bivalvia; Venerida; Veneridae. The coding region runs from base 274 to 837 and encodes 187 amino acids. The record is from RefSeq and is a predicted model, not a curated record.
AUAAGUAACUAUUUACAGACAUUGGCACUAGAAGUUGACAUUGAGACGGAGGAUGAAAUAAACUCUAGAGAAGAAAACAGAAAAAGAUAUAAAGAUAAAAAUAGACGAAAUUCUAAUGUACCAUGUGAUAGCAGCAGAGUGCGUUUGUUUCUUAGCAGAACGGAAGGCAAGCAUGACUAUAUCAACGCUGUCUUUAUAAACAGCUUCAGGAUCAAGAAUUUGUUCAUUGCUGCACAAACACCACUUCCUAAAACUGUCGAGGACUUUCUCAGCAUGAUAUUCCAGCAGCACACGUGUUGUGUUGUCGCUCUUGAGGAUCAGAAUACUCCUAGCAAAGAUGUCGGACAAUACCUUCCUGCUGAUAACGAGACUUUUACAUUCGGAAAUUUUUCUGUAACAAGCUCGAAAUAUGAAACAAAGUCACAAUAUAUCUUAAAGAAACUGACAGUCAAAGAUUAUACGAAGGACCAGAAGAAAUCGGUGUUUCAUUUCCAGUACAAAAACUGGCAAACAGCGAAGAAAGUACCCGACAGCGCCAUGGAUUUUGUACAAUUUGUUAAAGAAGUGGAAAAAUAUGUUGCUAAUGACCCGGAAGAUGAUCCAAAUAUCAUUGCACAUUGCUUGAAUGGUUUUGAGAGAAGUGGUCUGUUUUGUGUCGUUUACAAACUUCUAGAGAAACUUGAAGCUGAACGACAAGUCAGUGUAGUUAAUGUAGUCAGGAAGAUCCGUACACACCGACCACAAUCAAUUACAUCAAUGGAACAAUUGAAGUUUUGUUACGAGUGUGUUUCAGCGUAUCUGGAGAUUUACAACACGUACUCCAAUUUUGCAUCUUAAGAUUACUGCAACUUAAUGUUUACAAUGUGUUAAUUGACACAUAUUUGUAAACAUCGUGUUUUGCAAUCUACUAGCAAAAGGAAACCAAAAAUUGUUAGUUUACAUGAUCUCUCAAUUUGUAGCAAUUUUACUUUUUAAAUCAUGUUUACUUCAUUCUUACAUGUUUUUAUAUAUUACUUUUGUUUAUUACUAUUUCAUUUAAUGCUUACAUCUUUACUUAAUUUUUUUUAAUGUUUACAUCUCGGUUAUCCUCUAUGAGAACUUUUAUUGUGUUUCCAUCGGGCAUCGUCGGUUGAGUACACAGUAUCUCUAUAUAUUUAUGUGAAGUAUACGGAUAUAUCCAUAUAUCAAUGUGGAGUAUACGGAUAUAUCUAUAUAUUGAUGUGGAGUAUAAGGAUAUAGCUAUAUAUUGAUGUGGAGUAUACGGAUAUAUCUAUAUAUUGAUGUGGAGUAUACGGAUAUAGCUGUAUAUUGAUGUGGAGUAUACGGAUAUCUCUAUAUAUUGAUGUGGAGUAUACGGAUAUAUCAAUAUAUUAAUGUGGAGUAUACGGAUAUAUCUACAUAUUGACAAGGAGUUUACAGAUAUAUUUAUAUUUUGAUCUGUAGUAUACGGAUAUUGCUAUUUAUUGAUGUAGUGUAUACGGAUAAAGCUAUAUAUUAACGUGACGUGGAGUAUACGGAUAGAUCUAUAUAUUCAUGUGAAGUAUACUGAUAUAUCUAUAUAUUGAUGUAAAGUAUACUAUAUAUCUACAGAUUGAUUCCGACUAUGAUUUUCUUGAUCUUGAAACCAACGAAAGCUCUUGUCAACAUAUAUUAAAUGGUUUAAAGUAAAUUACUGUUUUAACGGCUUAACACCUAUACAAGAGAUUGGUACAUCAUAAGUAAUCAGUAUCAAUGAAAAUAUCAUUUUUAACAUAUGUAACUUUGCUGUUGUAGUAUUUUUCACUAUAUGUUUUAGCUUUAUUUACAUUUUUGGAUUAACAAAAACAAUCAGCUGAGAGUAAGUUGUUCAAGGAAAGAGGACAUGAUUAUGUAAUCCUAUAUUUUCUUUAUGAAAGGUCUAUCAAAUUAUCAUAGUUUAUCGAUUAAGGGGAGAUAACUACAAUUUAAAAAUUGAGAAGAAAAUUAUAUAUGUACUAUAAACAUUGAGAUAUUAUAACAAAUGUUUCAUCUGAUACAGAGAUAUUUCUUUUAUUCAUUUUUUAAAUCUUUUGUUACAUUGUUUCUUACAUCAUUCAUGACAUCUUGAGUACUUUCCUCUAAUAUUAUAACAUUUAUAUAUUGAUAUAUAUGUAUGUUUAUAUAUAGGUUUACAUGUCUAAAAAUUCGCAAUACAUUAGAGUAAUGAUUAUAAUGAAAAAAGAGCAUGUGCAGAAAAUGUAUAUAUUGGAUACAGUUUAUUUAUCUAUGUAGUCUUUAGCCGUAUGGUUAGUUCAAUAAGUAGAACAGGUGAAUCGGGCUGCCAAAGUUCGAUUCCCGGAGAGAGCAAGUCACAUUCAUGUGAUUUAUCAUAAAAGCCUUUAUAUGGUCAUUUGCACUGUAUCUCUGUUUUGGCAUGUACAGAUGUUCUUUGCGUUGCGAAAUUGUAGACAACUUGUACUUGUAAACUGUGUGUACAGUCAUCCCAUAGCAGGGAUG